This is a messenger RNA of Brassicogethes aeneus, 1022 nucleotides long. NCBI's taxonomy places the organism in Eukaryota, Metazoa, Arthropoda, Insecta, Coleoptera, Nitidulidae. The record is from the annotation of a GenBank genome assembly.
GCGUUCCCCUCCUGCUGGACCGAGACUGAAGAUCCAAGAAGCUGCCGAAUCCAUCGCGCAGGGGAAAGCGUUGUUUUUCGAUUUCUUAGCACACAAAUUUUUCUUAAGAAUUCCUACAUAAUGAGUGUAAUAUUAGAAAAUAAACAGCUUACACUCAUUUCAAUUGCAGAAACCGCGAAAUUCUACACAUCGUUAUGUCUUGGAGUAACUGCUUUUAUAUCAGUAUUCGCAUUCCUUUUCCUUAUACCAUUCGUAGUUGAGCCGGGUUUCUCCAGUCUAAUGGCGGACUACGAGCCCGAACCGGUCACUUGCAUAGCGACCAACCACGUUUACGCCGAAGGCAUAUCGAAUUGCUCGUGGGCAUCGUGUCGCGAGGGUUGCACCAAAGAGGCAACGCGCUGUCACCAAAUCUACGUCAAUUAUACCAAAAUUCCCUACCGGUUGUUCAAAAUGUCCGAAAAUAUCCACUGGGACGUAGGAGACACCCGAUUUCUCAUCAACACCGAAGGGUGCGGUUAUCCUCCUUCGGUAAACUGUUCAGAGUUUGCUAGGCAGUAUGGGUUCGACAGUGCCGGAACACCUUUUCCUUGUUAUUAUAGCCGCGUUUAUCCGGAAAUGGUAGUCGCUCGAUAUUCGUGGGACGAUACUCUAAGGCAUUUGGUGCUUUCGAUCGCAAUUCCUAAUCUACUAUUUGCAGCUUCAAUCGGAGUACUGAGCUAUUGGUACUGUCCAGGUUGUGGCAGAACCUGUCAAAAGUACAUGCAUCACUUCCCCACAGAAGAGGAAGAUUACGACGAAAAUCCGUAUUAGCACCGAAAUAAAAUACACGAGCCUUCUAGAAUUCUUCCACACAUGCUUUUUUCUACUAGUUUUAACCUAAAAACACGUUUUUUGAUAUAACAAAUUUACCAAUUAGUUGAUUUUAUUAACUAUAAAUAUAUUUGGAAUUCAGGCAACAAAAUGUAUAUUACGAACUGUUAGUACAAAAAUAUUAAUCUGUUAACAAAAAAAUUAAAAACCCG